Messenger RNA from Penaeus monodon (black tiger shrimp), 3178 nucleotides. It is a transcript of the gene EndoB, whose product is annotated as endophilin-B1-like. Lineage: Eukaryota; Metazoa; Arthropoda; Malacostraca; Decapoda; Penaeidae. Gene Ontology annotation, cellular component: cytoplasm; membrane. The transcript is spliced from 10 exons. The record is from RefSeq and is a predicted model, not a curated record. Gene Ontology annotation, molecular function: protein binding. Bases 365 to 1486 code for a protein of 373 amino acids. Gene Ontology annotation, biological process: membrane organization.
UUCAGUAGCCCGACGUCCGCCUCGCAAGAAUCACCCAGACUUAUUUCACUCACCAAAAUACCCCCUUUUUAAGAGCUAUUUCCUUCCAUUUCUCGAGUCUCUGCUUUACUCUUAUUCUCUUCUUCCCCUUAUUCUUGUCUUUGUUAUCUUUCGCGUCUGUAUUUAUCCGGAAAUUACAACGAAUGUGAUUUUUAUAACGAUUUUUAUUUUUCUCUUUUUUUCCCCCUUCCUGAAGUGACACAACGAAUUAGAUUUUUUAAAAUCUAUAUUUGUCUCUUUUCUACAUUUCAUUAUCUCCCCUUCUCUUCUGUCUCUUCCUUUCACCUCUUCCUCUCUUUGUGGGGGAAAAAAAAAAGUGUGAAAAAUGGAUUUGAAGAAAUUGGCAGGUCAGGCGGGCCAGUUCCUCACCAGGGCUGUUCAGUACACUGAAGAAAAACUGGGCAGUGCUGAGAAGACAGAGCUGGAUGGCCACUUUGAGUCCCUGUCGAUACAGUCGGACUCAGCGCGGAUAUGGACCGAGAAACUGGUGGCAGGAGCAGAGGCAGUGCUUAUCCCCAACCCGGGAAACCGUGUUGAAGAUAUGCUUUUUGAGAAAAUCGAGAAGCGCCGUCCAAACAGACUCAGCAACCUCGAGUACCUUGGCCUGGAUAUGGUUCAGGCGGGCAACGAAUUUGGUCCUGGGACAGCCUAUGGUUCAGCACUCCUGAGAGUAGGAGGAGCCGAACAGCGUCUGGGCCUAAUUGAGAGGGAGUUCAUUAGCAAUGCCGUCCAAGGCUAUGUGCAGCCUAUGAGGAAGUUCCUUGAUACGGAGAUGAAGACCAUAAUGCGUGAGAAAAGGCUGUUGGAGACCAAGAGACUUGACUUAGAUGCUUGCAAAAGUCGCCUCAGAAAAGCUCGGUCAAUGGAUGGGCAGUCAGCACAAAAGGAUGCCGUGGACCCCAAAGUAUUGGUUGCGCAGGCGGAGGCAGACUUGAGAAAGGCCCAGGCGGACUUUGACAGGCAGGCCGAAAUUACGAAACUGCUUCUGGAAGGUGUCAGAUCUUCGCAAGCUGCCCACUUGCGCCACCUGAAUGAAUUGGUUGAGGCGCAGGUGCGGUAUUAUGAAGAAUCCCACAAAGUGAUGAUUGAACUGCAGAAAGAAAUGGCCAGCCUCUCCCUGAUACCCGAUGCCACUGUUGGUUCUGCUGUUGUCCCUCCCACUACAACAACAGCGACUAGCAAUGCUUCGGCUCCCACACUUACGUCAUCUGGCACUACCGUUGGUGUGGACGGAGAAGCUAAGAGUGUUGACGAAGGAGGCCCUUGGAGACGAGCGAAGGUGGUGUGUGACUAUGAUGCCACCAGCAAGGAUGAAAUGAGUCUGAUGAUGAAUGAGGUUGUCAUGUACAGCAGCAAGGACGGAGAGUUGGCCGACUUCGUAAUGGCAAAGCGUGGAACCCAGACUGGCCGCGUUCCCAGUGCUUACCUUGAGCCCAUGGACGACUGAGAAUUAACCACAGUCGAACUCUGUUAAUUCCCUUUCAACAGACCAUGAGCAAAUGGCGGCAUUUAUAACAUAGGUCUUCGCUAAUUUAAAGACUGUUAGGGGAUUUAAGUUAUUUGCCUGCUUGCUUGCUUCUUUAUUUGAGGAAGUUGGUUAACAGAGUUUGACUGAGGUUUCCCAAAGGUUUCCCUGAUACCACCUAAUUUCUCUUUAUGCUGAAAGAAAUCAUGCAUGUGAUUAUCUGUACUGUUUAUAUAACAAUCUUAAUCACUUGAUAAAUUUCUUAAUAUGACUGUCUUUCAAUACUUUAUCUUUGUCUUAUUCAUAAUCUCUUUGUGGUGCUUUGGUGCUGUCAGGAUGUGAUGUUUCUUUCAUGUAUUACACAUAAUUGUAAGGGAAGGAAAGAUACAAGAUUUUGUACCUGUAUUAAUAGUAGCAGUAAUGAAUUUUUCAUCCUUUUGGCUGGGUUUAGAUUUUUUGUAUUUUUUUAGUGUGUUUUCAAAUCUUGCUUUGGGAAUUGAGUGUAGUUUAGUUUAAUUCACCCUUUUUUUAUAUAAACAUUUCCAAAGAAUAGCAGGUAGCAGAGAGAUAUUAGAGUAAAAGGCAUUUUAUAUGGCUGAGUGCUAGAGAUUUAUCUUGUAAAUAGAUAGCGUAAAUAGCCUAGUCACAGGGAGAAAAUGUUUAUCAUCCUGUAUUCACUAUUACUUUAUUUCUUGGUUCUUUCUUAGUUUGUUGGUUUGAGUUACAAGUUCCUAUUUUGUCUAUCACUCUUUACUUUUCACAUAUUUAACACAAGGACAAAAUCAAACGGCGCAUCCCCUCCCUGAAGUAAUGUCUUAAAUACAAUCUUCAUACAAGUGUAUAAUACAAGUAGAAGAGGAUAAUUCUUUCCUCUUUUUUUUUCAAUGUUUUUAGUGGCAUUCAUGGUUUAGAGUGAAAAGCACUGAAAGGUCACAGUACACCUUCAGAUAAAAGUAUAUACAGUAUCUGUUAAUUAUGAUGAUUUCAGAAGUACUUGUGAAAGAUGGAAGUUGGAUGGAGAUUUGAGCUUUAUUUCUUCUUUUACAAUGUCCAGGUCUUUCUCGCCCUUUUUUUUCUCUUAGGAUAUUGUAUCACUUAAUCCGCUGAUGCUGGGAAGGCAUAUAUAUAGAUGCCUUGUUUGCUCUGAUUUUAGCUUAUUAAUUUUCUUAACUCAUAUAUGGUGUAACAAGUGCUGAGUCAUCAAGGAAUCAAUUACUAUGCCUACCUGUUCUUACCUGUUUAGCUAAUUUCCCCAAAUUUUUUGAAAGAAGAUUUUAAACUUUUUCAUAUUAUUUUGUCAAUAAUAUUGUUAUAAUAAUAAUAGUAAUGUCAGUAAUCAUGAUAAUAGUAAUAGAACAAAACCACUUUUUGGAAGAUUCAAAGAAUGGGGUUAAUCUAUGAGCUUACAUAAGCCUUAUAAUUGAUGUCUUGCUGACUUUGUGCUUGUGAAGCCACUUGUGUUUAAGCAAAAUUGACAAAACACAACUACAGUGGUCAGUGCAUAUACCUGGUACCAGUAGAUUAAAACAAAUAGUAUAACUUGGGAUUAAAGAACUUUUAGCUCGAGGGACUAGGAAUUGUUAUUAGUGCUGGGAAAUGUUUAGAGAAAAAUAUAUUGUUAGUACUUAUUAUAUCUUUGUUUUAUGAGAAAAAAUAUAUUUCACAGUUGUUGAA